Panicum hallii is the source of this 695-nucleotide messenger RNA. RefSeq names its product probable ribosomal protein S11, mitochondrial. Lineage: Eukaryota; Viridiplantae; Streptophyta; Magnoliopsida; Poales; Poaceae. Gene Ontology annotation, molecular function: small ribosomal subunit rRNA binding; mRNA 5'-UTR binding; structural constituent of ribosome. The record is from RefSeq and is a predicted model, not a curated record. The transcript is spliced from 3 exons. Gene Ontology annotation, biological process: maturation of SSU-rRNA from tricistronic rRNA transcript (SSU-rRNA, 5.8S rRNA, LSU-rRNA); ribosomal small subunit assembly; translation. Gene Ontology annotation, cellular component: mitochondrial small ribosomal subunit; ribosome. The coding region runs from base 85 to 657 and encodes 190 amino acids.
GCCUCGGAUGAAUCUCCGUCGCCAAGUGUUCUCCACUGCCAGCUCCUCCCGCGCUUCUUCACCUCCAAUGGAUUCGGAUCCAACAUGCCUUUCCCACCUUCUGGAUCUGUUGCCACAGAUCUGAAGUCACAUCAGAAUUUUAACAGAACCAAUUUUGUGCGUCAUGAUUUCCGUGCUAAGACACAGGUCAACUUCAACAAUACAGAUAAUGGUGCGACAAUGACAGCUGGUGGAGAGAGACCUUUCAACCUUGGGGAGCUGCUUCCUUUCUCCGCUUCGCGUGUCAUUAAGGAACAUGAACAAUAUUCACAGAGGAAAAAGACAUUUGUGACUGUAACGGAAGCUAGUGGGAAUAAAAAGACCGGGGCCUCCUCUGGUUGUUUGGAGGACAAGAAAGGGUGGUCUCGUCCCUCUCGAUAUGCUGCUGAGGCAACUGCAGAAUGUGUCGGGCGAUCUGUCAGGAAGAUGGGUUUAAGGUCUGUUGUCAUGAAAGUGAAAGGGACUUCCUUUUUCAAGAAGAAGAAGAAAGUGAUCUUGAGCUGGAGAGAAGGUUUCCGUUGGGAAAGAGUAAGAGAUCAAUCUCCUAUCACGUACAUCCACGAUGUGACCCAACUCCCACAUAAUGGAUGCCGACUCCCCAAACAACGCCGGGUGUAGCUCUCUUUGAACUGGAGGCAAUGUUGAGUACAAAUAAG